GCUGGCUAAUCACAGGGCAAGGCUUCGUAAAAGGCUUUGGGGCGGGUGGCAUCCGGCGGCUUUCCCGGCCGGUCUAUCGUAGGGGAGCAUGGGAGCGUGGGAGCCUAGCUGGGGUGAAGCUCACCGUCUACAGUCUCGGAGGGGCAUAGUUUUCUGUUGCUUCUGCCUGGGUACCGGGACACUUUCUGAGAUCGUUAAUCUAGUGGGGCCCGGCCGGCCGGGAAGUCAGCCUUUCCGAGUCUCGGUGCAGGAGAGAGAAGCCAUCGGCUCAGGCUUUAAAGGGAGUGGAGAAGAGAAGGGGUGCGUUGAGGAGCUUUGCAGCCGACUUGGCCCCUCCAAGGUCUCUUCUCUCCCCUCCCAGGUCUGUCCCGAAGUCCCUGUGGCGACUUGAAGAAGGCAUUACUACCCCGCGAGAUGGGAGACAUCCUUAUAUCCGGGGCCCAGGGACCAGCGCUGUUUGAGGACCUGGCUGUGUAUUUUUCACAGGAGGAGUGUGUGAGUCUCCACCCUGCCUGGAGGUCCCUCAGCAGAGACAUGACACAGGAUUGUUUCCAGGAUAUGGUAUUGAUGGGAGGAGAAGGCAAGAUUGAGAUUAAUCAGCAGCUAAGCCUAGAAUCUGUGGAACUUGAAGAGCUUGCCCUAGAAAAAUACUCCAUUGCUGUGCCCCACGUCUGUUACCCAGAAAAAUCCUCAGAGCACGGAGUUGGAAGCCUUGAAGAGAAAAUAGGAGGUGGAACUUCUGCUUGCAAGAAAAGGCUCAUAAGCCUUUUAGUUACCAUUGAAAAUCAUACCCCAUUGAUAGAACUCUCUCAAUUUCUAGGAACCAGAGCACUUUCUGAAAUUCUUGAAUUUCCCAGGGAAGAAGCCAAAAAUGCAUACGAGUGUCCUCAAUGUGACCAAAGUUUCAGUGACAGUUCCUAUCUUGUUUCGCAUCAGAAAGCACAUUCAAGGGAGGGAAAGUAUACAUGUGGUGACUGUGGGAAGACUUUCCAUCACAGAGCCAACCUGAGAACGCACCGGAGAACCCACACGGGCGAGAAGCCUUAUAAGUGUGCCGAGUGCAGCAGCAGCUUCCGCCAGCACUCCCACCUGUCUCGGCACAUGAAUGUUCACGCAAAGAAGCAGCCCUACACCUGCGGCAUGUGUGGAAGAGGCUUUCUGUGGCUCCGAGGAUUGGCACAGCAUCGGAAAACCCACGCCACCCCAAAAAGCUGUGGUAAAUAUUUUGGUCAGAAAACAAAUCCUGUUUUGCCUGAGAAAAGGCAGGCAUUGGCCGCCCAGCGCCCACGCACACAGUGCAGGAAAUGCUCUGGGCAGCAGCCCUCACCCUCAGCCACCAAGAAGGGCCUCAGGGACCACUCUGAAGACUGCAGCCACGGUGAGGACAAUUUGCUUUUGUUCUCAAAAUUCACACCCUUAGAGUGUCCUGCGUGUUCAAUGACCUUUCUUUGUAUUUCUGAGCUUAUUUCCCAUCAGAGCAUUCACAGAGGGGAAAAGCCCCACAAAUGCAAGACAUGUGCGGAAAGUUUUAUUUGCAACUCAGAGCCUGCAUGCCACCAGAAGAGCCACACAAGGCAGGAACCUUUUCAGUGCACCACUGGGAAAAGUUUCAGGUUGAAAAUACAUCUCAGUGUUCAUCAGCGAAGCCAUUCAGAAAAUGCCACGUAAAUAUGGCAAGUUUUCAUGAAUGCUUGUGCUUUUCAAUAUCUGUACUGCAAACAGGCACAGUGAUCCUUGAUGUGCCUGCGAGGCACUGAGCUAAGCACUUUACACACAUUUCACGUAAUACACCAUUUCACUUUCACCACAACCUCGAUUUAGGCAUCACGACUUCUGUCUUAUAAUUGAGGAAGCAUAGUCAACGUCACAGCUAGUGAAUGAAGCCAGAACUCUAACUCAGUAACUCUUGCUAUUCACAUUCCAUUUGUAUGAGCCGGGGAGCUGGAGAAUGAUACAGAACUUUUAAAAAGUUAAAAUGAAGGUUAUUACUAGAGUUAUUUUGUUUACAUGGUUUCUAAGUAAGUUUUGGAAGGAAAUUUUAUUUAUUUGCUAGUUCUGCAGAUCUGGGAUCUACGAAAGUAAAUACUUUUAUAUCUAUUUUAUACUUUUGUUUUGCUGUAACAGCCUGAAUGUAAUGUUUGUAUGAGCUUAUUGUUAUUUUACACGUAAAUUUCUACAGGGGUCUGGAAGCUUUUAUCCCAUCCCUCCUACCCCACCCCUCCCCCAUGUGAAGCGUUCAUUCCCCGAUGGUUUGGACUAGUUAGUGUCGAGGUGGCUAUUUGUAUUUGAGGAGCUCCUGUUCUCAGAUCUGAUGCCACCGGCCUUGGUGAUUUCAAGUGUUUGGCAGGAAUUCUGGCAGUCCGGCUGUAGCCUUUUCUGGUGCUUGGAUGUGAGCGAGGGAAAGGUACUUGCUUCUUUCUAAGAGGAUUUACCUCCAAGUCUCUACCAAAGCACAUUGUCUCUGAAUUACAGGAACUCCUGUUUAGUGAGCAUGCAGGAUACUUUAAGUAUAUCAUUUCAUCUUUGGAAUAACUCUGACCUAUCCUCGUCUCAUAAAUGAGGAAAGUGAAGCCCACUGAGGGCAGAGUCAGUACCUCGCCCAGAACACAAAAGUAGCAGUGUGCUCAGGCUGGCAUCUAACCUCAGCCCAGGGGGUGAGGAGGGUCAUCACGGAGGCUCCCUUGAGUGCGCACCCUGGAGCCCUUCGCCCCCAGUACUUUAUCCCAAGCCUGACUUUCGUGUGUGGGUAUAAAGCAACAGAAAGACUCUCCAGGACCUCUGGUUCGUACUCUAUCCCGAUAGACAUUGCAAACUCUACAGAGUAUUGUCUUGAGGGUUAUAGGUGAAUUUGGGUUUAAAUUUUUUUUCUUCCUCAUUCCCAAAGAAAGACACAUAGAGAAAACUGUUAAGAGUUUAAAAGUUUGAAAAUAGUUGAAAAUACAGACAUCUUUAGGUACUGCUGUUACAUAUAACUGUGGAAGCAAAGUCUUGCUAAAUGGAACGGUUACUGAUGUUAAAGAACCAGGGGGUCUUACAGAUAGACUUUCAUAGGAAUUGCUCUUUAAAGCAAAAGUGACUGAGGCCCUCAGCAGACCAGUAUUUAAAGGGGUGUCAGGUGAGGAUGGUCUUAUUUAAAUAGUAGGAAAGUGCAGCAUUUACUAAAAUGGGAUUAUCGCUGGGAAACCUCAUCGUCACUGACAGGCCUCUUCAGGACCAGGUGGAUGGGAAGUAGUGGUCUUUCUACGGAAGAGCAGAUUGAGAACUGAAUGUACAGGAAGAUGCUGCUAUUGCAGUGAGUUCCUAACACCGAUUAGAGGCCAGAAGAUACUGUUGGUGAGGAAAAGGCCCCAACCCAGCUCACACACUCCUUUCCCCCUUUUCCUUGUUCUUGUUUGCGGAGCCGCAUUUGAGGCCCAGUGUUGUAAAUGUCAGGGUCACGCUUAGGAUACAGGGCGCCAGUCUGCUGGGGCCUAGGAGUCUUUGGCUUUUGUUUUUGUUUGUUUAUCUGUUUUAGCAUGUGGAAGUUCCCAGGCACCACAGCAGCGAUCUGAGCUGCUGCACUGACAAUGCUGGCUCCUCAACCCACCUUGCUACAAGAGAACUCAGGGGCCUUAAAUCAAAAAGGUAUUCUGUAGGUUUUUCUUCAGCAAGUCUCUCUGAGGUGCUUGGAAUUGUGUAGAAAGAUGGUCUCCAGUUAGGUUUCUUUCUGGCCAGCUCUGGGAUGUGAUGAUCUUUGCUGAAUAUUAGAAAGUCCAGUCUCCCUGCUCUCCUGCUUCUGCCUUCAGUGGGAGCAGCUGGCAUGGUGUCCCACUGGCACAUAUUAGGGGCUGUUUUAUUUCCACUGACUGGAGUGCAGGGUGGGGAAUGAAAUUGAAAAGAGGCCCCUAGGGGCAGAGCUGCUGCAAAAAGAAGUAGGGAAGAGUGUUUUAGAGGGCCCUUGGACAGAAUGGUGCUGACCUGAAAAAAUGGAAGCUUUCUUUGCUUAGCUCCCAAGAAAUUACAGGGAAGGUGAAAAUUUAUACCGUAACUGCCAUUCUGCACUCAUUAUGGAGUCUCCUUUCCAGAUGAGGCUUCCUUCACAAUUAAUGUCGGUAUUUCCAUUUUUCUUAUUUUCUAGAUUUUGGAAGAUUAUGCCAAACUUCCAUAAGAGAUGAGAAAAAUAUCUCUGAUGAAAACAAUAUACAGAUGAGUGUAAUUAAAAUGCCUUUUUUGGUGUAAGAUUGUUAAUGAUUGCUAUGCAGAAAAAAAAACAAAAAACAAACCCUGUCAUUUUUUUGUAAAAGAGGCUUAUUUUCAGUUGUGGCUUAUUGUGCACUUGCACCUAAAUGCACUUGCUGGAUGUAAUUCAGGCUGCUCUGAGCCAAGGACUUGGAGGAAGGGGUCCAUGUCUAUCAGCAAGACCCAUGCUGUGUAUAUGAUAGUGGCUUUUUCACUCUUCUGCUUACAGUGUUAGCUGAGAGACAUAGAUUCCACAGAUGGUCUUUAACUUGAGAUAUCGUGAGCUUACCAGGGUAGUUUUUGUAAAUAUUUGGAUGAAAGUUAAUAGAGGGAUGAAAACCUAAUGCAGGACUUUGUUGCUGUGAACGGUUGGUUCGUCACAUUUUGCAGCACGAAUGUUAACAUGUUAUGCAGAGUGAAAGGUCUGUACUGAAGAAAUCAACUCUUAAAGGAAUUUCUUGGUUUUUGUUGUUAACGCGGUGAUGAAGAUGUGUAUCAACAAGUCCUUAACGUGACUGCUGGUUCUGUAACCACCAUCAUCCUUGAAAACAGCAUUAUUCCAAUAGCGUUCAGAUGUUGACAAUUUACAUUUUGUGCUUUAAGAAACUGUGGAAUUUAAGUGUUAUUCUUGAAGGAUUUGGACUCCAAGUACUUUGUUUACAGCUUUGUUGCAAGAGAUAGGUAGGAGUCUGUUCACAUCUCCCCAUUUGACAUAGAAAAUGACUAACCCAAGUAAUUCAGGAAGUUAAGUCUAACACAAGUGAUAUUUCAUAGCAAAUGCUAUGAGAUUCCAUAUAAGUAAGUAGUGUUGUUCUGAUGACUGCAGCAUGUCAUACAAUCUGAUACUGCAGAUUUUGCCGAAAGUAAUCUCAUUUACUGCAUAGGUAUACAAAGCCGGUUAUAGUUCAUCGGAAUAGUCUAUUUGAAACUGUUCUUUAAGUUUGUCAUCUCUAUAGGAUUUCAGUUGGAAAGUGCUUCUGUUUAAAAAGUAACUAAUGAUCUUCAUUAGAAGUGUGUAUAUGCAUCUGUUUUAGUUUUGUGGAUUGAGCUAUGGAUCUGACAUCGAGAUUAUUACCCAUCUUUUCACGGCACAUUUUGUUUUUUGACACCCUUUGGUGUAUUAACAAUCUGGGGAGAAUGGGGAUACGAUAUAAAUAUACGUUUAAAUAAACCUAAGAAUAUGCUGCAAUCUCUAGUUCCUUUGGAUACCUUAGAAGUAUGUUUGUUGUAGGAACCUCCGCUGUUUAAUGUUUUUAUUUUACAGUUUUCGGUGGUAAAGAGCAUCUUAUCUCUUGAGUGCAAACUCUCACUAGACAGCGAUUAUGUCUAUUUGAUGUGCAAUUUAGCAUCUAAUAAAUGUGUUUUUA
Messenger RNA from Phacochoerus africanus (Common warthog), 5585 nucleotides. RefSeq names its product zinc finger protein 597 (gene ZNF597). The record is from RefSeq and is a predicted model, not a curated record. Gene Ontology annotation, molecular function: DNA-binding transcription repressor activity, RNA polymerase II-specific. Gene Ontology annotation, biological process: negative regulation of transcription by RNA polymerase II. Lineage: Eukaryota; Metazoa; Chordata; Mammalia; Artiodactyla; Suidae.